Molecule: messenger RNA, 2135 nt
Organism: Hydra vulgaris (swiftwater hydra)
Lineage: Eukaryota; Metazoa; Cnidaria; Hydrozoa; Anthoathecata; Hydridae
Product: rho guanine nucleotide exchange factor 39
Cellular component (GO): cytoplasm
Molecular function (GO): guanyl-nucleotide exchange factor activity
Source: RefSeq, a predicted model, not a curated record
UUUAGUGAUUAUAGUAACAUUUUAAAAUAAAGUUAUGACUUUCACAUCUACAACAGAUACAUCUAUGGUAUUUACAUCUAUGGCUGAUAUAUCUACAGUUUUUACAUCAACAACAUCUAUGACUUUAACAUCUUCAACUGAUAUAAUACCAACUGAAAAUAAAGAGUUCAAUGGCACUUGCUUGUCAUCUCAAACAAUAAAUGCAAAAUAUGUUGUGCAUUCGGAGCUUCAGCAUCUAUUCAGAGAGAAAUCAGUAUCUCGAAAACGAAGAAAAAUACUUAAUGAAAUUUAUCAGACAGAAAGAACUUAUUUUCAUCAUUUGACAUUGUUGACCACACUUUUCCUUGAUCCUAUCAAAGUCUCUAUGGUAUUAUCAUCAAAAGUUAUUGAUGGUAUUUUUUCAAAUAUCGAAGCUAUUCAUUCUGUCAGUGCUAAUUUACUUGAACAAAUGGAUGAGAAUGGUGUUCUUUGUGCUCUGCUGAAACUUGCACCCUACAUGAAACUUUACUCUUUAUAUGCAAAUAAUUUUGAAAAUGCAGAAAGAUUGCUGACUGAAUGGCAAAAUAAAAGUCCAGAUUUUGCAAGACUUUUACAAUUUCAAGAAAAUUUAGAAGAGAUGCAAAAUCUGAGAAUGCGUGCUUUAUUAAUCACUCCUGUUCAAAGAGUACCUAGAUAUCGCUUACUAUUAUGUAGUCUUCUUGAACAUACACCAACUUAUGAUCCUGAUUAUUUAAAACUAAAAGAAGCCUAUGAUGAAAUAAGUAAAGUUGCUACUCAUAUCAAUGAAUGUAUUCGUCAGCAUGAAAACUUUCAAAAAAUGUUGGCAAUACAGAAGAGCUUCAGUGGAGAUAAUGCUCCAAAAGUAUUGGCACCAGGAAGAUUCUUUCUUAAGGAGGGGCCAGUUAUCAAGAUAACAGAUCGUGGUAACUCUAAAGAACGCACUCUUUUUUUGUUCAGCGACAUACUAAUAGUAGCUAGAAAAGAAUCAUCAAGUUUAUAUCAAUGCCGAGAUAUUUAUCCACUUGUGGAUUGUUUGAUUGAACAAGUAAUGGGAAACUCGCAAGCUGGAGGAAACUUAUUCAAGAUCAUUUGCAAAGAAAAUUCAGUUUUGUUUUGUUCACAACAAGAAAAGCAGGCAUGGGUCAGUGAAAUUAAAAAUGCAAUAAAUGAACUUCACAGAAAUUUAUCAUCCCUUCAACGAGAUCCUAUGCUUUCAAUUAAAUACCUUCAAAAAGAAAAAAGAAAACCACUUACUCCUUUAAAAAUCUCGAAAAAUUCUUCAUCAAAUCAAAUUUCUUCUCGCCAAAAAAAACAUAAUCAACAAAACAGCUUCUCAACUAAUGAUGCUAAGGGAUUAUCAUUUUUGCAUAAUCAUCUUCAUAACUCAUCUAUGGACAUCGAAAACCAUAAUUUACAAUCAUUUAAUGACAGUUUAUUCUAUCGCUUGCAUUCGAAUAGCGAGGAUAGAACUGAAUUAGCAGCUAACUCUAAUUUAUUCACAGAAGACGAAGUUUUUAUAAGUACUCGAUUAAGCUCCGUAACAUCAGCAAAUACACGGCUAAAUUCUUUGUCAUCAAAGUCAGCUGACUCUCGUAAAUCAUCUAUUGGUAAGAUUAACUGGUCAGUAACUGAACCUAAACCAAUUGAAUGUCGGCCAUCAAUUCACUCAGACGAUCAACAUGGGAAAAUAGGUUGCUCAUCUGUGAAACGUAUGCUUAGACAGAGUCAAAAUAAAAAUAUAUAUAGUAAAAAGGUGCUAAAUGAACAUAAGGAUGCAAGUUUACCCAAUGCUAAAAAUGAAAUUAGGGAACUCAAGGAGACGCCAAACAAAUUGUCCCCUAAUUCAUGUGUGCUUAUGUGAAUGGAUUAAUCUCGCUGUUUCGUUUUUCUAUUUAUUUGUUUUUGGAAAUAUUUUUAUAUUAACUGCGUUAAAGAAGUUUUGAAAUAAAUUCCCCUGACAAUUCCCCCCUUCAUAUUUUAUAUGUUUUCGGUUUAAAUAUGUCUUAUAUAUGUGACUUAUUUAAUAUGAAGUUUUUAAUAUUUCAUUGUAAUUGGUUUAUUAUUUAUUUUUUUAUAUAUUUUCUAGUAUUUGCGUUUAAAAAGAGGUGUUAUUUGAUAUAUAUUAUAUAGGUUGA